AUGUUUCCUUCUUUCUCUUUCUACUUCCUUUUCUUUUUUUUCCUUCUUUCUAAUUCUUGUUUCUUUAUUUCAUUUUUCCGGUUUCUUCUUUCAUUUCUUUUUUCCUUCUUUUUAUUACUUUCAUUUUUAUCCUUUCUGUUACUUCUUUCUUUUCUUUUUCUUUCUUUCUUUUUCUUUCUCUUCUUUCUUUUCUUUCUACUUUUUUUGUUUCUUCUUUUUCCUUCUUUCUGUUUCUUUUUUCUUUUCCUUUUUCUUCUUUCUGUUUCUUCCUUCUUUUCUUUUUCUUUCUUUCUGUUUCUUCUUUGUUUACUUUUCUUCUUUCUGUUUCUGUCUUUCUUUUUCCCUUCUUUCUGUUUAUUUUUCCUUCAUUUUUCCUUCUUUCGGUUUCAUCUUUCUUUUAUCCUUCUGUUUCUUUUUCUUUUCUUUUUCCUUUAUACUGUUGCUUCUUUCUUUACUUUUUCCUUCUUUCUUUUCUUUUUCUGUUUUUCUUUCUUUCUGUCUCUUCUUUUUUCUGUCUUUUAUUUUCCCCCUUUUCUGUUUAUUUUCUUUUCCUUUACUUCUUUCUGA
Messenger RNA from Acanthosepion pharaonis, 567 nucleotides. The record is from the annotation of a GenBank genome assembly. NCBI's taxonomy places the organism in Eukaryota, Metazoa, Mollusca, Cephalopoda, Sepiida, Sepiidae.